GGUCCAGGUAGAAUUUGUGGGUGACCGCAAAGGCAUUGAUAUUAUUCACGACGGGGUAUAAUGUGGUUUGCGUUUCGAAGUUGGCCAAGACUGUUUCCAUUCCAACCGUUGACAAUCUGGACGCUCUCUUCCACGCCACCGUUGAAUCUGCCCAAGAAGCUCUUUCUCAUGGCAAACUCGAUGAGUACGAAAACCUCAUGGAAGACGCGUUCAGCCUCGUGAUGAGAAAGACAGACAGCCUAGUGCUGGAUAGGAUACUUUCCAGCAUUUGGUACGAUAUCCCAGGCAUUAGGAACGCCGCACCCCUUUUCAAUAAUUCUCUUCUGCGUAGGACGUCUCUUUCCAACAUAACCGGAACUAUUAUUGGGAUCGUCGGGUCCAGCGACCAUACUGUUAUUGAGAACUGCAUGAAGACAGCAGCGCCUGUUGUGGUCGGCAUGCUCUAUAAGAACAUGUACAUGUGCCAGGGCAUCCAAGGUCUCCUGGACCGUUACAAAAAGGCCGACGGGGACAAAAAGGAGAUUAACAAGCUCAAGGACACCCUCCUGGAGACAGCUAUUGAUAACUGCACCAAAGCCCAAACGUAUGCUUCCCGGGCUAACAAUGCUUUCAAUGACGUGAACCACGUAGCCACAAACUACCAGAAAGAUCUCGAACGCGAUAUCAACUACUUGGAGGCCAGCGCGGCGUCGGCUACAGCUUCUGCUAACGAGCAGAUGCAGGACAUUGACGUUCCCUGGUAUGUCUUGCUAGAUGGUUUGACCGCCGUUCUCGCAUACAAAGCGGAAAGAAAAGACGAAAUACAGAGGGACCUGAACAAGCGGCUGCGGGAAAUCAACAACUCCAUCAACGGGCUCAAGGACCUCAUAUGGAGCGGGGCUAUCAUCGAUGGUUAUAACACCACCUGGAUAGGGAUGGCGCAGACGAUCAGCAGCUGCCUAGGGGUGGUGUACAAUCUCCUCAGCGCCAUUCAAGGACAAGAUAUGGAAGAUCCUACUUUGUAUGAGUCGCUCCUUGAUGUGGAAUGGGCAAGGGUGCAGAAAGAUAGCAACGAGAUCCUUGACAUCCUUGCCAGCAGGGGCAUAGACACCAGCCCGCCCAGAGACGUAGAAAAGUCUCAAUCCGUGGCUCUAGUGGUGCAAAGGAGACCCCUAAUUACCCUCACAUCGGACAUCGAGGCCAGGGUAGUAGAAGCACUCACCGCGCCAGGCAAGCUUGACACAACCAUGAUGAGCCAGGCAGACGAGACGAAGAGCUUCUUCGCCGAAAUGGAGAAGCUUUUGCAGUCGCCGUAUCUUUCAAGCAUUGUGGGAUACUGGGACGCCGAUCAAAUCGAGAAGUCUUCCCUCCUCGACGUUCUCAGCCGUCUGCGGCGCCAGUACGUCGACAUGAUGUCCAAUGAGUACCCGGCAGUCCACAGCCUGUACACCACCUCGCUGCUCCAGGAGACGCGCGCUCAGAAUGUCAAGGAUGGGAAGCUGCGCAUCGAUAUCUUCGUGUCGUCCAGCUUGCAGUCAGCGCGCCUCGGCCAGAAUGCCGCGAGCACCGCAGCCGAUAAGUUCCGGGUAUCAUCGGCGGACUACGCCUUCGCCCUCGAGCAGGUACAGGCCAACCUGGACCAGAUCAAGACGAAGCUGGAAGAGAUCGACCAAAAAAUCGACAAGCUCAAGGACAAGGAGCGCAACCUUGUUAUCAGCCUUAUCGCUGACGUUGUCGCGCUGGCGUUUGCGACCGCCUCUUACCUCGCUAGCUUCGGCUUCCUCGCCCCUGUGGCCACCGCGCUUAACACCGCGCAGGCCCUAGGCCUGGGUGCGACGUCCACAGCUGAGACUAUCAAGGGCGUCAUUGAUGGCUUGAAGCUGGCGGAUAUUGAGGUACUCAUCGGUGUUCUUCAGAGCACAAAGAGGGACUUGAACGCGUCGUACGAGGGCCUCAGAACUAUUCGUCCACUCUUCAAUAACGUGCUUGACGCCGCAGAGGGGAUGGAGAGUAUCGUGACAAAGAUGGCGGAUAGGCUUGAAGUUAUACUCAGCGACGUGGAAUUGCUGAAGCAGGUCGAGUUGUCUGGAGAGCAUGUUGAGGCAAUCGGUAAAGCUUGGGCGGAUGUUAAGGACGGCUGCACUGUCUGGAUGGAUGUUAUCAAUGCCCAGGGAAUUGACCCUGCUACUCUCUGAAUCGCGCUGGCCGAAAAGGUUUACAAGAUGAGAUGGUAAUUUGAAAUGAAAACCCCUUUCCCUCAUUACUUAUGAUCUAGCUUCUUGGGAGGUCAAAUACAAUCGAUUUACUGCGUAGCAGUACUUAGGUAGUUAGCAAUGCACUCCGGUCAUCAGUCAUCUUGAAAAAGUAGAACUAUGUAAUAGCU
Messenger RNA from Daldinia loculata, 2362 nucleotides. RefSeq lists its product as uncharacterized. The record is from RefSeq and is a predicted model, not a curated record. Lineage: Eukaryota; Fungi; Ascomycota; Sordariomycetes; Xylariales; Hypoxylaceae. The transcript has a single exon. The coding region runs from base 198 to 2174 and encodes 658 amino acids.